CCCUGCGCCCAUCCGGCUCCGGGGUCGCGUCGCGCUGCCGCUUGGGCGGGAUAGGCGGCGGCGACGACAACAAGUUUCACUUCGGGCACGGCGGGAGCGCCUCCGUCCCCGCCCCCCUGCUCGGCUCCCUCUCCUCUCCCUCCUUCCUUCCCUCGGAGGCGGCUCGCUGUCACCUGCUGCUGCUGCUUGCCGGGGAAGUGGUGCCUCACGCGGGGUGGCUUCCUCUCCUCCCGCGCCCGGGCAGCCGACGGGCUCCGUCUUCGAGGCGGGCAAAGCAGCAGCUCGCCUCUUUCUCCUCCCGCCGUCUCCUGUCCAAAAAAAGCUGCUGGAUGUAGAAGGAAAGUAGGUCAUUGAUGUAGAAAAUGCCUCUAAGGGACAAAUGUUGUCAGACAGACCACCAUCACCAUGGGUGCUGUGAACCAGUGCAUAUGCAGGAGGCUGGGGACCCACCUUUAUUGCAGCAGCCUCUUCAAACAUCAAAAUCUGGCAUUCAGCAAAUUAUUGAGUGUUUUCGUUCAGGAACUAAGCAGCUUAAACAUAUUUUGUUGAAAGAUGUGGACACCAUAUUUGAAUGUAAAUUGUGCCGCAGUCUCUUCAGAGGACUACCAAAUUUAAUAACUCAUAAGAAGUUCUAUUGUCCUCCAAGUCUUCGGAUGGAUGACAACUCUCCUGAUGUAAAUGAUAAACAAAGUCAAGCCAUAACUGAUCUGUUGGAAGCCAUGUAUCCAAAAGUGGACAAGCAAGAUUACAUCAUCCGACUGGAGCCUAUAGAAACAAACAAAAACGCUGUGUUUCAGCAUGUUUCGAAGGCUAACAGUGUCACUGAGAACAUUGAAAAGAACAUCCCUCCCAUUCAGCCCCCUGCAGAAAUGCCAGAGCCCAGCGUAGAACCACCUAAAGCGGUUCCAGCUCCUUCGGAAGCAGAAACUGUAGAGAUUCCUCCUCCACCCGCUGCUGCUGCUAGCAAGGUAAUGUCUCCUCCAGAAGAACCAUCCCCAUCCUCGAAACCUGAGUUGGAAUGUGAGAAUUCCAGUUCUGGACAUCAGUUAAUUUGUUGUCUCUGUAAAAAAGAAUUUCAUUCCAGACGCAGUGUACGUCGUCACAUUCGAAAGGUGCACCAAAAAAAGAUGGAAGAGCUAAAGAAAUUUAUUGAAAUUAAAAAAAAGCCAAAUCAGACUACUGGCAUGGGACGCAAUAAGAACGUCCUUGUCACAUUGGGCAGAAGUUGUCCUGUGUGUUUUAAAUCCUUUGCUACAAAAGCCAAUGUGAGACGGCAUUUCGAUGAAGUUCAUAGAGGACUGAGGAGGGAUUCUAUUACUCCUGCUAUAGCUACGAAACCUGGCCAACCUUUGUACUUGGAUAUAAGUAAUAAAAAAUCCCUGAAGUCUCCAAAACAGAAGUCUUCUUCAAAGGCAGAAUACAAUUUAACGACUUGCAAAUGUCUUUUGUGCAAGAGAAAAUACAGCUCCCAAAUAAUGCUUAAAAGGCAUAUGCAAAUUGUUCACAAGAUAACUCUUUCGACAAAAAGUACUAAAAGAGAAAAAAAGUCCAGUAGUACUGCUAACGCAGAGGUGAAAGUUAAAAUGGAACCGGCGGAUACUUCAGAGUCUGUGCCUCCUGUCGUCACUUCUGCUCAAAAUGAUGUGAAGGGAGCAAAUCAUUCGAAUGAGAGAAAGAACGCUUCAUCUACUGAGAGAAAGAACUCUUCGUCUGUUGAGAGAAAGAAUGCAGGACCUGCUGAAAGAAAAAAUGCACCAUCAGCUGAAAGAAAAAAUGCAUUAUCUGCUGAGAGAAAGAAUGCGUCAACUGAAAGAAAAAAUGCGUCAUCCGUUCAGAAAAAUAAAGUUAAGCAGGGUUCAGAAAACUCAAAGGCUGCUAAUCAAUCUGUAGUGAGUAGUGCAAGAAAACCCAGGAAACCAAGACUUUCAGCAGGCUUUGAUUUCAAAAAACUUUAUUGUAAACUCUGUAAACGUCAGUUUACUUCUCGACAGAAUCUGACAAAACACAUUGAAUUGCACACGGAUGGAAAUAACAUAUAUGUUAAAUUCUACAGGUGUCCCCUCUGCACUUACGAAACACGCCGAAAGCGUGAUGUGAUAAGACACAUAACUGUAGUACAUAAAAAGUCGUCGCGUUAUCUUGGUAAAAUAACUGCGAGCUUAGAAAUCAGAGCAAUAAAAAAGCCCAUUGACUGUGUUCUAAACAAGGUGACAAAAAGAGGCCCUCAGAGGGAUGAAGGAAAACAAAAUGGUUCAAAACAGGAUGCUGCCUCUAAUUCACCAAGUAAGAAGUAUGAAGGAGCCGAUGUCGGCAUUGAAGUGAAAGUCACAAAAAACUUUUCUCUGCACAGAUGCAAUAAGUGUGGAAAAGCAUUUGCCAAAAAGACUUUCCUAGAACAUCACAAGAAGACGCAUAAGGCAAAUGCAUCACACACACCUGAAGAAAACAACAAAACCAAAGGGAGAAGUACGCGAUCUAAAGCUCUUGUUCGAUGAGGAACAGCUAGUGCCUUCUGAAGUUUGUCUAAAUUUUCCACUUUUCUGCAUAAAUUGAUGCUAUAGGAGAUACAAAAAAAAUCGUUUAAUCGUUUCAGCCAAAUUUUUUUUCUAUAGCAUGAAACAAAGAGUUCACCGCUGAACUUCAUUCAGGACACUGCUGCCCAGUACACUUUUUAUUUGUGCCGGGUUAGUCCUUCAAGGUUUAAUAUUCAGUAUCAAGUUGUAUUGGUAUAAUACUUAGCAGUAGGUAUAGUAGUUCCAAAGGUUUUUGAAAAUUAACUUUGCACUUCUUUGGUACUAUUCAGGCUGGAGGAAAGUCUCUUUGUGGGCUGGAUAUGACCUGCAGGCACUGUAUUACCCAAGUCUGGUUUAGUCAGUUAGCAAACAUUUUUGGUGUAGAAUUUUCACAGAUAAGCUAAAAUGCUCUCGACAAUUAUAAAAUGACGGCAAAUAAAAAUCAAACUUACUUUUGAGGUGCAAUGGCAAUUGGUUGUGACACCUUUUUGCAUUAAUAAA
Molecule: messenger RNA, 3014 nt
Organism: Heteronotia binoei (common prickly gecko)
Lineage: Eukaryota; Metazoa; Chordata; Lepidosauria; Squamata; Gekkonidae
Gene: ZNF800
Product: zinc finger protein 800
Exons: 5
Coding region: 363-2495 (710 amino acids)
Source: RefSeq, a predicted model, not a curated record